This is a messenger RNA of Stegodyphus dumicola, 1449 nucleotides long. RefSeq names its product transmembrane protein 243-like. Lineage: Eukaryota; Metazoa; Arthropoda; Arachnida; Araneae; Eresidae. The record is from RefSeq and is a predicted model, not a curated record.
UCGAGCUUAACAAUUUUAAAAUGAUUUAAAUUUUUAAAAAAUAUUAAUAAUUAUCAUAACAGCUUUGAUAAACAACAAAUAGAUAUUACAAAAUCUAUUUAACUUAGUGCUGAAGUAUUCUGCAGAGGAAAUGACAAUAUUAGUUUCCCUUUAUCGUAAUCGUUCGUCAUAUGACAUGCAUAGAUUUGUUUAAUUUUUUUUUCUUCUUGGUUGUGAUAUUUUGUAACUCUUAUUAUUAAUCAUUUGAGUAAAUGAAAGUUUCCAAAUUUAAGUAUGAAGAUUUCGAAAUCAAGUACAGUUUUUUAUAAGAGGAAAUAUCCCAAAGGAAAUUACGUAUAAAAUAGUGUUGUUAUGGUUAGCAGUUCACUUUUAUUCUUCAAAAAUUUCGAGUGGGAAAAUGUGAAAAAAUGAUAUCGGAAGCUGAAAAGCAGCAUUUGAAAUUCUUUCCCUUGAAUAAGGAGAAUGUGUUUUCCUAAAUGGAUGCCAGAAACGAAGAAUACCGCCCACUCUUUGGUGGAGAGGUGACAGAUAAACCUUUAUUUGGUGUGUCAAACAAAAAGGACAAAAUUAUUAACCUGUUUGUUGGAUGUGUAACUACUUUGAUAUUUGUGGUUACAUUGCUGUCUGCCUUUUUAUCUCGAACUCCACCUCGGGGAUUAAAUAUAUAUUUUGCACUUUGCAUUUCACUCAUCGGUUUCAGUCAUCUUUUAUUGAUUUAUUGGUAUCGUCAAGGUGACCUUCAUCCUAAAUUUAGGUUGCUAAUUUAUUAUAAUGCUUUCACUGUAGUACUUCUCAGCAUUUGUGCCCUUUCAUUUUUCUUCACUGAGGAGUGACAAAUGCAUGCUCUCUAACUGUGAAAGUAAUAUGUGAUACAUUUCCAUUCCACAUGGCUUGCAAUUUAUGUAAUAAAAGUCUACACCAAAGAUUUGUUUAUUAACUUCUGAAAAGCAUGCAUCAAUUCUCUCCACAAAGUCUGGGAUACAUUUUGAAGUGUCUACAUUUUCUAUUCACAAAUUUGGCAUCACUAAAGCACAUUCAAAUUGCAUAUUAACUGCCAAACUAUAGUAGUGAGGCAUGUGAUUAAGCAAAGUAUAUUCCAAAGUUUUGUUAAAAGUGAGAUUAUUGGUUUAUUUUAUAUUUGUGAUUGUUUGUAUUUAUCUGUAUAUUGCAUUUUUGUAUACUCUAUUUUGCAAUGAAAAUCAAAUUUGUUUUAGAUAAGUUUUGAAAUGCAGUAUUUUUAAAAAUAUUAUGUUAUGUUUGUACAGCACUUACAAAUGAGUGAAGUAUUUUGUAUAAAGAGUUUUAAAUCCAAAAUUAAGAAAAAUUGUUUUUAGCAAUAAAUUAUCAAGAAAUUAUCUUUGUUUUUAAGAUGUGCAAAGAUUUGACAAAGUUAAAAAUUUACAUUCCUGUAAUUUCAAGUAAAAUUGUUUAAUAAAUAUUUUACUAUGA